AUGUCUCGAAAGUGUGACCUCGAACCCAUCUGUCUCCAUGAUACAGAUCAAUUUGCCGAGAUUCAAAGACAGCGUGUCAUCUGCGGCUGGCACUACGACGAAGAAACCCUACUGGAAUGGAAAGCAAAACAACAAGAAGGCCUUAAAAAUCUCUUCUGGAUAAUCUUUCCCAACCCAAACAACAGCAACGACCCCAUCCGCGCCGGCCACAUCUCCCUAGACGCAUACUGCAAUCCACCCAACCUAGACCUCGCGCGCGCAGACAAGUCCGUGCUCUCUAUUAGUUCCUUUUUCAUCCUGCCCGAAUAUCGCGCGUAUGGAUUGGGACGACGUGCAAUGAGCUUAGUCGAAGAAAUGGCCGUUCGAGAGCCAUACGGCAGCACCAACUGUCGGUCUAUUGCACUGACUGCCUUGAGUAAACGGUACAUAUAUGAAGAGGGCCCAGAAUGGAAAGGCAUGUGGGAGCGAAUUGGCUUGUCGAUGCCGUCGUUUAGUAUCCAGGAGUGGUAUGAAAAAAUUGGGUAUGUUAGCUGGAAGGAGGAGCCGCUGUAUGAGGAGAAGACUUUAGAUGGGGGUGUUAUCACGCUGUGGGAGGCAUUUAUGAGGAAGAUGCUUUAG
Penicillium lagena is the source of this 618-nucleotide messenger RNA. RefSeq lists its product as uncharacterized. The transcript has a single exon. Gene Ontology annotation, molecular function: acyltransferase activity, transferring groups other than amino-acyl groups. The coding region runs from base 1 to 618 and encodes 205 amino acids. Lineage: Eukaryota; Fungi; Ascomycota; Eurotiomycetes; Eurotiales; Aspergillaceae. The record is from RefSeq and is a predicted model, not a curated record.